AUGCCCUCCGAGAAGAAGGGCUCGUACCUGACGCUGAAGCGGAUGCGCAACUCGUCGCAGACCCCCGGCGAGCCGUUGCCCGACUACCCGUCAGCGAAAUGCCCGGAGGGAUGCCCGCCGCCGGUCCGCGGCACCGUCACCCUCAAGGAGCGCAACAAGCGCUGGCGCCGCACGCGCAGGUUCUACGCCGAGCUGGCCCGCGGCCACCUGAAGCUGUGGAAAAACAAGAAGGAGAAGGAGGACAAGGACGCCGGGCUCACGUCGGCAUGGUCGACAAAGAUUGAUAUCGGCGCCGUGACGGUGGUGCCCGAGAAGAAGCAGCAACGCUUUGCCCUCCAAUUCCCCAAGAAUACACAGAUCCUGGCCCCGGUGGACGCGUCGACGUACGACGUGUGGCUGGAAGGACUGCGCCACCAUCGCCUCUACAAACAGGCCGGAGGAGGAGGAGCGGCUGAAGGUACCAGCGGAGCCACCUCGCCGCCGCAGGACGCCUCCGGCGAGCUCGACGAGAAUGACAACCCCGUAGCCGCCCACUCCCCGGAUGACGGCUCGGCCCCUGCCAACGAGGAGAAGAAGAUGUGCGAGGGGCUCGAGGCGACCGCCAAGGUGAUGGACGACGCGAAGGAGCUGUUCGCCAUGUCGUUGGAAGUGGCGUCGAGUCUCGUCGGGACCGCCGAACAGCUCAACAAGUUGCAGCGGCAGAUGAAGGGCACCCUCGUCGAGAUGAAGCGUGAGGUGAUGGCGAUCAAGGCGGGAGGGCGAGGGCUGCAGCUGACGCCCGAGUCGUCGAUGCACACCGCUCGAUUCAAAUCGGCCGAGGAGCUCGAGGCGUUCGAGGACGCGAAGGAGAAGCAGAGCGCCGUCGCCCUGGAGCAGGAGAAGAACGAUCUGCUCGAGCGCUCGCGCAAAGUGUUGGAGGAGACGCAGCGCGUGGCCGAGCCCCCGUCCGAUCAGAUGAGCCAGACGUCCGGGGCCGUCGAGGAGGCCGUCACCGCCCCCAUGCAGCCGGUCGUUUUCUGCGCGCCGCGGCCGCGUCGCACCUGCCUGCCCGCGAAGAUGAUGGCCGCCGAGGGGCUCGGGAUGGGCGGGCUGGCCAGGAUGGCCCUCAGCAGGGCCGGCCUCCCCGUCUCCUUCUUCGAGCCGCUGUCGGCCAUCCAGUUCCUAUGCGAGGAGCUGCGCUACAAUCAGCUGCUGGCCCAGGCCGUCUCCGCCCGGGAUCCCGUCGAUAGGAUGGCGUUGGUGGCGGCGUUUGCCGUCUCGGGCUACUCGAACACGAAGGGACGCUCCCGGAAACCGCUGAACCCCAUCCUCGGCGAGUCGUUCGACUACGUCGAGCCGACGUGGCGCUUCCAUGGGGAACAGGUCUCCCACCAUCCCCCGAUCACGGCUGGCUUUGCCGAGGGCACGGGCUGGGUGUGGUGGCAGACGAUGGACCCGGUCACCACCACCUCCAAGCUGUCCGGAACCAUCGAGCUGACCCAAAGCCUGCCGAUCCGCCUGAAACUGGCGACCGCCGACGGGAUGGAGCAGUACGCCAUCGAAAAGGUGCACACCACCAUCGAGAAGCCAACGGACCCCGAGAAGAGGAAGGUGAGCCACACGGGCAAGAUGGUGAUCACGUCGACGAACGGGUACUCGUGCGAGCUGCACUUUGUCGCGAAUAGGGAGCUUCGCGGCGACAUCUUCAAGGGCGAGGUGGUGGCCUGUCGGCUGGCCGGCCACUGGGACAAGCAGUUGACCAAGGUCGCCACCACCGGUGCGCAGUCGUCCCUCUUCCAGGCGGCCGACGAGGAGUUCGGCGAGUACUAUGGCUUCAACUCGUUCACGAUGACGCUGAACGAGCCGGUGACGCCGGCCGACUCGGCCCCGCCUACCGACUCCCGGCUGCGCCCCGACCAGCGGGCCCUCGAGAACGGCAAUCCCGGGCAGGCGGCCAAGCUGAAGAAGAAGCUCGAGGAGGCGCAGCGCGUCCGCGGCAAGUCGCACGCCUUCACGCCGCUGUGGUUCGACAACAUGGGCGACGAGAUGACGCAGAAGAGCAUCUACAUGCCCAAUAUGAAGUACUGGACCGAGAAGGAGCGCCACUUUGCCGGCGUCCACUUUCCCGACAUUUUCACCGUC
This is a messenger RNA of Mesorhabditis spiculigera, 2121 nucleotides long. The record is from the annotation of a GenBank genome assembly. NCBI's taxonomy places the organism in Eukaryota, Metazoa, Nematoda, Chromadorea, Rhabditida, Rhabditidae.